Messenger RNA from Ustilaginoidea virens, 318 nucleotides. RefSeq lists its product as uncharacterized. Bases 1 to 318 code for a protein of 105 amino acids. Lineage: Eukaryota; Fungi; Ascomycota; Sordariomycetes; Hypocreales; Clavicipitaceae. The record is from RefSeq and is a predicted model, not a curated record. The transcript has 2 exons.
AUGGCGGUAUAUAUCCAAGAUGGUAUGUCCGAGGGCACGCAUGUUCAAGACGACGGCAUAGGCCCAGGGAACGGCUCAACAACCCGCUCCGUCUCGCGCAACAUCUCCCGGCAGUCUGGGACACUCCACCACGCAACCGACAGUAACCUCCGUCACCGCAUAUCAUUCUUGGAGAGGCAUCACGCGACACCUCCCCCGCAGUCGUUUGCCGUCGCCGGCAUCGACAACGAGCAGCCACGCACGACAGGCGUCACCAAACGACCCGAUGCAAUCUCCGUCACAGGCAAAGCGACACUUGGGCCCUUUUGCACGUUCUAA